Molecule: messenger RNA, 996 nt
Organism: Leptomonas pyrrhocoris
Lineage: Eukaryota; Euglenozoa; Kinetoplastea; Trypanosomatida; Trypanosomatidae
Product: putative mitochondrial soluble n-ethylmaleimide sensitive factor
Exons: 1
Coding region: 148-996 (282 amino acids)
Biological process (GO): SNARE complex disassembly; intracellular protein transport
Cellular component (GO): vacuolar membrane; SNARE complex
Molecular function (GO): syntaxin binding; soluble NSF attachment protein activity
Source: RefSeq, a predicted model, not a curated record
AGGAUGCCAAAGAAAUUCUGUGUCUGACAUCAACGGUUCUGCUUAUACCCUCUCCGUGUCUUUCUUCCAAGCACAUCAACUCCUCAACUGCUGUUGGGUUUUCUGUUCAUUUCACCACCUCUCUCGCUUCCAUUUCGAAUCACGAAAAUGUCCUCCGCAGACGCGAUGUUCAGCGAGGCGGACAAGAAGACGAAGAAGACGUUCUUCAAAGACUUUGAGGGCGCGCAAGAUCUCUUCCUCAAGGCGGCGGCUCGCUACAAGCUCGACAAGGACUUUAUGCGUGCCGGAGACGCGUACGCGCGUGCGGGCGAUUGCUCCGUGCGGAUGAAGGACAACGCUAGCGCCGGCAUGGCCUUUGCGGACGCCGCCAACGCCUACAAGAAGGUGGACCCCGCCAAAGCGAAAAGCAUGCUGGACAUGGCCGUCCGCCUUCAGAUCGAGAACAACCGCAUUGGCGGUGCGGCCCGCCUGCUCUUAGAGUUCGCCGGCUCCCUCGAGGAGCAAGGCGCGCCUAUGGAGGCCCUCCCCUAUUAUGAGCAGGCCAUGAAGUACUUCGACGCGGAGGAUCAGAAGGCGCAGUCACAGAAGUGCAUGCUGGCGAUGGCCAAAAUUUACGGCGAAAACGAUGCGUUCGACAAAUCACUCAUGUACUACGAGCGGGUGGCAAACAACAUGCUGGGCGGUCCGCUGAAGUUUCAGGCGCAGGAUUACUUCCUCCGUGCGAUGCUGUGCCGCUUCGCGAUGGUUACCAACGACAACCGCUUCGAAGGCAGCGAGGAGUGCCGCGACGCCCUUCAGCAGUACCUGGCGGCGGACAUCUACCUCAAGAACACGCGCGAGUCGGAGUUUCUGCAGCUGGUUCUGGAUGCCGUCACGGACAACGACGUCGAGAAGUUUGAGCAGGCUGUGUCGCUUCUGCAGGAUAUUCGCAAGCUCGACGACUGGAAGACGCACGUCCUGCUCGUCGUGAAGCACAACAUGGAGAGCCUGGCGUAG